AUCUGCGCGCCACACCUUGCUAGCAAAGCAUAAAUUAUCAAUUUGGUUGACACCAUAGUUACCGCAUAUUAUUGGGCUGCUGCUUGCUGCUGAGGGAGCUUUGUUUCAAGAUGGCACGCCUGGAGCUGGAGUUGGAGGCAGCAGUGCUGGGCCCUGACCUCGCUCGCUUCGUUGUGGACAUGGUGGUGGCCCGAGAUGUCAUUACCCCGUUCAGCCGUGAGCUGACGCCAACCCCGAUCGAGCGGACGAAGCAGGUCAAGGAUGCGAUUCUCAAAGUGCAAAGGCGCCUGUACAAGCAGGGCAUCGUGGAGCAGGACACGGCCAAGGCCACCGCAGCACUAAGCGUUCUCAAGUGGCUUGCGCACCGCCUGGAGCGGACUGAAUGGAACGAGCAGCGGCCAGGCUCGUGGCCCCACUACUACCUGCGCCUGGACAAGGGCGCCGAAGGCGAACCGGCUGUGUCCGGCGGGCUCAAAGACGGCACCUUCCGGAAGAAUCUCAAGGCCCUGGCGUUGAAGCACCUUGGCCUAGCCGCCCCGCCGCAGAGCCCGUCGCCGCCGGUCGGCGGCUGCGGCGGCGGUGGAGCGCAGCCUCCGCCACCGCCGGCGGCCGCGCAGCCGGCGGCGGCGGGCCUGCCGCCGCCAACGGGGCCCCUCGACCUGGACACGCUGCGGAACGACCGCAACAAGCUGCGGGAGGUGCUGGACCAGCGGCGCCGUGCGGAAGACGCCGCGGCCGCGACGGUGAUGGGCACCUUCAGCCGCCGGCUGAUGCGCAUCUGCGAGAGCGCUGUGGGCAUGCUGCAGCGUGUCGCCGGCAGCGAGGACGAUGACCACGGCGCCCUGGACAUUGCCCGCAUCGUCCGCGUCUUCGAGGCGGUGCGGAAGUCAACGGUGCAGCUGGGCAAGGACCAGACGUUCGCCAUGUUGGGGCCUCACAGCAUCGGCAAGAGCACCGCGCUGAGUGUGCAGAUCCUGCGCCACAUGGACCUGAGCGCCUACGCCGCAGACCCCUACCCCAACGACCUGGUGCGCCUGCUGCCCGCACUGGAGCACAUGAUGGCGACCUACACCGUGGGCGCCAGCGAUGAGUACGACGAGGACCUGCUGCUGGAGCUGGCCACGGACCCAGCCGAGAUGCUGGUGGUCAACAUGCCGCCUGACUACGCCGCCGACGUGGCCGAGAAGGAGUACAAGCGUUCGCUGGGCAUCCUCAAGCGCUAUGGCGAGGACUGCAAGCUAUCGGGCCUGCGCACGCUGCUGCCCAGCAUGCUGCCUCACGGCCAGGGCACGACCCAGGUCGCCACGUGCUACAGCUUCUACUCGUACGGCCUCAUGGUCGCGGACCUGAUGACGGUGGAGCAGGUCCAGGACAAGGCCUCGGCGUUCAUCAAGCACCUGGCCAUGGUCUUCCGGCAGGCGGCGCGAGACGGCGGAGCAGGUUCCGCCAAGGCCAGGUGGUCCAGGAUGGGCGACAAUGGCAAGCCGGAAUGGUACAAUGAGUGCGUUGGUGAGAACGACGAAGACGCAGAUGAGGAGUCGGAGGAGCUGGAGGACGGCGAGGUUCAGACAGUGGAGAAGAUUAAGCGGAUGAAGGAGGCGGAGCUGGAGGUGUUGCGGGACUGGUACCUGGAGGCCUGCGGCACGCAGCUGCCGUGGGAUGCGGACAAGACCACCGGCAUCCCCUUCAUCGGCACUGACAAAGACAAGGUGCCGGUGCGGCUGGCGAGACUGCUGCGCGACCGGAGGUUCAUCAGCUGCUGCGGACCCAAGGCGCCUCCGCCGGCGGCGGCGGACCAGACGGCGGCGGCUGAGGAGGAGCAGCAGCAGCAGCAGCAGCCCAAGCCCGGUUGCCAGGUGCUGCUGUGGCUGGCUGACAUCCAAGUGCUGCUCAACAACCUCAGCGGCAUCGACCAGUACAAGGCCGCGGCCGAGCGCAUCAAGAGCUGCCUGCCGACGGAGCUGUCGGGUGUGGAGGACUGGGCGCACCUGAUGGCCGUGCUCAAGAUGCCCGUGCGCAUCUUCUACCCCUCGCUGAGCCUGGCCGCCGUGGGCGGGCUUGAGGACCUGCCCGGCGCAGGUGCUGAGGAGGCACACGACAGCGUGAGCUCUCAGGCGCUCACCGAUCGCAUUACCACGGCCUUCCUGGUCUCGUCGAAAGGCCUGAACGUGGACAAGGGAACCAAGGCGGUUGUCAUGCAGAGCUUCGUGCCGGCCAUGGUGACCACUGCGGCCGACAACCUGGCCGCAGCAAUGCAAGCGGCGGCGGCGCAGCCUGCAGCUGCAGCAGGUGGCUCGGCGGCGGCCGUGGCAGCGGCAACGUCGCCCUUUCGGGCACCCCUGCCGGAUCGCAAGGUGGUCUUGGUGCAUAUGCCGGAGAAGGAGAUCUUGGUUGAAGGCGGCGAGCGCGCUUCAGCCUGUUACCUGCAGCAGCGCUUCGAGGCAUUCCAGAAGGUGGACAAGCACUUCAUCGACCGCAACGUCGCGGCCUGGGACAAAGCCCAGCAGAGCGCCGCUAGAACUGCGUGGAAAAACUGGAAGGAUAAGUGGCUGGAGCAGCAGGCGGGGGCAGCAGCAGCCAGCUUGAAGUUCGGCCCGGAUGAGAGAAAGCUCGUGCUGGAAAAGGUGACCAGGCCGCCUUCCGACAAGUACUACCCUCUGCUCGAGUACUCCCUCUCGCACAACCCGCACCUGUGCGGCAGGCUGCAGCAGGUUCGGGAGGAGGCUGCCGCGGCGUCGGCGUCGCCGUCCUCGGGCGGCGCCGGCGCCACUUCUCAUCAGCUGCCAAGUGUGGAUGAACUGGUCGAGUACUGCAACUCGCAGUUCGUGCUGCGGCAGCUGGUGGCGGCGUCUAAGGGGCAGCUGGACGGCUGGGUGGACGAGCUCCUGCUGGAGCUGGAUCAGCAGGAGGACACGGACCUGGACCUGGAUAAGCUCCUGCGCGAGUACGCGGACAGGCCACUGCCGCCCAUCCUGUCUAAAAGCAAGAGGCCCACCCGCGAGCAGGCUGAGAUGUUCACCGGCCCCGCGGCGAAGGCGUCCGAAGCCCUGGUAUUCCAGCUCCAGAGCCGCCUCAAGGAGAGGGCCAGCGCGUGGACCACCGCAAUCAAGCACGCGGUGCCCAGCGCCGACAUCUUGGCGGCCGCAGUGGGCGCGUGGGCUGACAAGCACAAGACCAAGGUGGCGGACCCGGUCACGUUCCUGCAGCCGGCGCACGCCGGGCGCCACCCCGACGCCAACCUGUACAACGUGCUGUUGGGCCUGUGCAAGGGCAUGAAGGACGAGAUCGCCAAGAUUGAGCGCGACAUGAAGGCCGACAUCCUGGAGUUCACAAACAAGGCGGCGAACGUGCUGACGCAGUCCGCUGUCGGGUACUUCCAGGAUUGCAUGGGCAUGGACAACGAGGUGAGGGCGCAGAUGCAGGCCUUGCUGGGCAACAAGCUGCAGGACGCGGUGCAGCGGCUGCUGGAAAGGACGCUGCAGGGCAAGCUGGGGACGGUGGCGGAGACCCUGGGCCGGCGCCUCCGGGAUGCCCUGACCGAUGAGAUGACGAGGAUGCUGGGCAAGCUGCUGCGCAGCCUGGAGGCGUCACCAGAUGAGCAGGCGGCUGAAGAGGUGGGCAGCAAGCGCCCGCUUGACGGAGCGAGGCGGCCCGUGGCCAAGCGCGUCAAAGACUUCCUGCGCCACAGCGCCAAGGGCGCCCCUGGCAUGCUGCGGCGCGUGUCGAUGGCGGUGGUGGAGGCGGUGGACAGCCUGGUGGGUAACGUGCUGGACACCGUGGAGACAGUGGCAAUGCAGCCGUCCAAGAAGGGGGGCGCUGCUCGUAACGCGCGCAUCAGCAAGAAGGACCGCGGCCAGUUCCAGACGGUCAUGUUCCAGGUGGUCAAGUACUGCAGCGACAGGCGCCACGCGAAGAACCCGCACGCCAAGACGACGAAGGAGCGCCUGGAUUACUACAAGGGCUUGCUGAAGGCGCUGAAGGCUGACGUGAUGGCCAUGGGCGAGGAGCUGGAGCCCGUGGUGGUGCUGACCCGGCAGCCGCCCGUGCGCCUGCUGGACCCAGGCCUGGACCAGGCAAUGCUGGAGCAGGACCGCGUCACCGCAACGCCGCUGGGCCCGAGCCAGGCGGCGGGCUUGGAGUGGCUCUUCACGCAGAUGAGCAAGCGCGACAAGCCACUCGCUGCUGCUGACGCCGGCGGUGCGCGCGCGUGCAAGUGCAACAGCGGCGCACCCAACAAGGCGCUGGACACCGGCGUCCUGUCUGGCCUGCGGCUGCGGCGCGUGGGCGUGUCGCCUCGUGGCGACCGCCUGUGCAGUGCGCUGCUGGUGGCCCUCACCGGCGAUAAGACCACGCCGGGGCCGCAGCAGCUGCGCCUGGAGCUGCGCCGCCAGGCUGUGGAGGCGAGCCUGAGCCUCGCGGCCACCAAUGCCGAGUUCCACGCCGCCAUGGCCGCACAGCUGACGGCGGGCGGCAGCGCGAGCGCCGACCUGCACCAAUGGGCCUUCGACAAGGAGAAGGAGGGCGCUGUCGUCGACUAUCCGCUGCUGCAGGGCAUCGUGCAAGCCAUGAACAUCCGCCUGCUGAUCUUCGUCGCGCCAGCUGCAACGGAGGGCACCCCGGCGACGACGCCGGCGCCUUCGCGCCAGAGCCAGCAAGUCCCCGCGACUGCAGGCACCACCACAACGCCCGCAACUGGCCGCACCACGACAACCGCCAAACGCAGGCGGAGCGCGGCCGCUGAUGCGGCUGGAGCCGCGAGCCCUGAUGCGCUCCAGUCGCCGGCGGCCAAGCGCCCGCCAGCGCCAUCAGCGCCGCCGCCGCCGGGCCCCCACGUGUUCCUGAUGGAGCCCCUGGGGCCGGCGGUUAACGAGGUGCUGCCCAUGUUCGCCAUCGCUCUGGUGCGGUCGAAGGGCAAGAAGCACCGGCUCAACCACAUCGAGGCAGUGAUGCCCAUGCCGCCGAUGCCGACGGGCCCCGGUGGCGCCACCAGCAGCGAUGCGGCCGCGGUGGGCCCUGGCGGCAGCAGCGGCGGCAGUGAGGCGGGCCCCAGCAACGCCGGAGAUGACGACCAAGUCAUGACAGACGUGCUGCAGCAGCCGCAGGCGGCCGCAGGCGAGGACAGCGGCGACGAGAGCAGCGGUGGCGGGCCCGGCAUGGCGGACAGCGACGACGAAACCGACACCGACACCGACCGUGAGGGUGCUGGCGGCGGCGGUGGUGCCGCGGCCGGCCCCAACGGCGCGGAGUUCUUGACGGAGCGGACGGUGUGGCUGGUCAUCGACCAGAGCAUCGAGAACGCCGACCUCAACGACGUGCGCCAGCUGGUAGCCGCCGUGAACAGCUCGCGGCGGGGCGUGGCGGGCGCGACUCCAGUGAAGCUGCUCGUGGGCGUCUCCUGCUCCUAUGCGGACUACGUGGCAACCUGGGAUGGCACGCUGCGGUGCCAGGAGCCCAAGCAGAAGGUCGCCGAGCAGCUGCACGAGGUGUUCUACCCUGCGGCGGGCGGGCCGCGGGUGGUGCGGCGCAUGUGCAGCCUGAGCUCGGAGGAGAUCCAGGAGCUCAUGCGCGUGCCCUCACCCGGCACUGGACAGCGCAUUCAGCUGCACGAGAGCCUGCUGGUGGCGCGGCAGAUCCUGCACGACAACUACCGCCGGCCCAACGCGCGCAUGCUGCUGCUGCGGCACCGGCCGCUGGAGGAGGAGCUGGACGGCGGCGACAGGAGCAGGAUGGUCGCCAUUGCGCAGAACUUCCAGCCGACGGACGGCGCCUGGAUCCACGUGGCGCCGCUGCGGAGCGUGCUGCCCGUGCUGCGGGGCUGCGGCGACGCCGCUGCGGCGGCACUGUGGGCGUGGCUGGACGCGCGGCAGGGCGCGCAGGGCCAGGUCCUGAGCCUGGACCGCCACGACUACUGGAUCAAGCCGCUGGAGUAGUAGGUGUGGUAUGCGGUGGCCGGGAGGCGUGGCUGGGCGACGCAUGCGGGGGCUUGCCGCUGUCGCGACUGCGGCAGCCGGUGUGGGCGGGGGCCGGGCGGGUGGCGAGCGGAAUGCGGCAGGGGCCAGGGGUGGGACUGAGACGCCGGUUGGCGAGCCGAGCAAUGUUUACCGGACUGAGACCAGUGAAAGCGAGCACGGCAUGGCUAGCAGCCCAGGCGCGCGGUUGUGAUCAGCAGGGCAGGGUGAGAGAAUGGCGGCGAAGGAAUGCCGGCAGCGUUACUGCACACGUGAUGAUUUGACGGAAUGAGACGGAGACAAGACUCGCGUUACUGAGGAUCGACGUUGACCAGCUGUACUACGGAGAUGGACAAAUACACGCGCACGGUGGUGGCAUCAGCUGCACUGUAGGAGUGCGAUGCAGAGACGCGCACCGGCACGACGGACAAGAGAGAGAAAGAGAAGGGAGAGCAUGCAGUCGGGGGUGGCAUAGCGGUAUAAUUCAUGUUGGAGCCUUGAGGCACACGGGCGGUAGUGGGCACGCAUUAGAUGCACAUCUGCUACCGUAAGCUUGCGGUAAAUCACGGCGCGCAGCUGUGUGCGUCAGUUGCGUGCAUGCGCCAGCUGCGUGUUGUUUUGGGGGUUGCAUCGUGGUGUUACUGGUAGGACGGCGUGCGGACGGAGUUGCUGUUGGUUUGAUGGUACUGGUAUGCGGUAUGCCGUGGAACGUCCAUGCGGGGGCUGGCUCGGCAUGGAUCGUGCAGGAUCGGUUGUGCAAGUGGGGGCGCUUAGCCCACGGGCUAGGGGUGUGCCGUGUGCGACCUGCGACUGCAUGCGUGCUUCCAGAGGCUUGCGCCCCCGGGGCAUUGAUGUCCGCCUGAUAGGCGUGUCGCGGCUGAUUGUAGGGAAUCGGGUCCCCGGUUGGGGCCGGUGCAUGGCAAAAGUGCGGUGGUGCUGUUUUGUUGGGUGCCAGGCCUCAAUGGGCUGUGGGCUGGCUGUGGCUGGAGUGCGAUGCUGGACUGGCACAAGCAAUAGCCGCGUUCGCGUCUUGCCACUCGGCCGCCUCCGAUAACGACCUGCCUCUAGCUUGUCUUUGAGGAGGCUUUACUUGCCGGCAGCUGCAUGCGUGGUGCUCAUGAUCCCGGGUUUUCGCCCGCGGGGCGUGUGCGUGUUCCGCGGGGUUGCUUCUGGUUGAGGGGGAUCGGCUCCCCGGUUGGACAGGGCGGCGGAAGUGCGGUGUGGUGCUGCUGUGCACUGGGGUCUGUCAGGCCUAGGCCUGCUGCGCCCUGGUGUUCGCGAUACUUGCAUUGUUUGUGCUGAUGACUUACAGGACGGAGUUGAUGACUCACCGGGCGGACUUGUGUGUUUGACUGUACCGAGCAGGGUUGUUGAAAUGGCUCCGGGAGGCAGCAAGACCAGGCCUCCAUGCUUCAAGUGCACAUGCACGCUCGGAGCUGUUGCAUCUCCAUCUGUAAGCCCGCGCUCAU
Messenger RNA from Chlamydomonas reinhardtii, 7417 nucleotides. RefSeq lists its product as uncharacterized. The record is from RefSeq and is a predicted model, not a curated record. The coding region runs from base 111 to 5930 and encodes 1939 amino acids. NCBI's taxonomy places the organism in Eukaryota, Viridiplantae, Chlorophyta, Chlorophyceae, Chlamydomonadales, Chlamydomonadaceae. The transcript has 23 exons.